UCUUCUUCAAGGCCUGCGGACGCAUGCUACUUGCCUGAGCAUGUUCUGUGUGAUCGUCUUGAGCUAGCUGCACCAUGUCUUGUGGCAUCAUAACCCUGAAUUAUCUCUGAUUCCGUUGUGAUAUCUUAUUGGUAAUCUUUCUCAGCUAUUAUUUAGCUCUCCCUGGAUCUUCUCUAAUUUUCCCCUUUCCUCUUCUUUCCCCUUUCUUUUCCCUUUCCUCUUGCACUUAGACCAUGGCCGAUCAAGGGCCACCAAGGCCCAACUUUCGUCCUAUCGCGCCGAGACUGGUGCCGGAUCCUCCCGCUCAGAAGAAUUCAGAUGAUGGUCGGACUAAGCGAGCUUCCACUGCUUGUGCCGAAUGUAAACGUCGCCGCACAAAGUGUAGUGCAGAUAAUACUGGUACCCCUUGUACCGAAUGCGCGCUCCAUAACCGCGAAUGUAUCAUUGACGAAUUUGCCGACAAACGACGUAAAGUCGCGGCUAAACGCGCUCAGGAAGACCUUAAAUAUUUCCGUGGGUUCCUGGAACAGCUUCUCGAAGCCAUUCGAUACGGCGAUCGUACAAAUGUGGAGAUUCUCAUCGAGGCCAUUAGGAUGGGGGCUUCACAUGAGGAAAUUCACUCAGUUAUUUCUAAAUUUUCAAACAUUCAGUCAAAAAUCGAGCUGAAAAUACCCACAUCUGUGCAAUCUGACCUACCGAAUGGUGAGGCCCUGGGUAGACGUGAGCCUCAACUAUAGGCUUAACGCAUUACACUCUGAUGGGAGCAAUCAAGUAGUAUUGCGACGGCGGCUGGCCAUUCUUGACAACGGGACCGAUCCCACAUUGCGCGCGCCAUCUUGGUUUCAACCCUCCUGCAGAUAAUAGAAGGCAAACC
This is a messenger RNA of Aspergillus ochraceoroseus IBT 24754, 874 nucleotides long. Its product is annotated as Zn(II)2Cys6 transcription factor domain-containing protein. The transcript is spliced from 2 exons. Lineage: Eukaryota; Fungi; Ascomycota; Eurotiomycetes; Eurotiales; Aspergillaceae. The record is from RefSeq and is a predicted model, not a curated record. The coding region runs from base 234 to 737 and encodes 167 amino acids. Gene Ontology annotation, molecular function: DNA-binding transcription factor activity, RNA polymerase II-specific; zinc ion binding. Gene Ontology annotation, biological process: regulation of DNA-templated transcription.